CGUUACGUCACCAAGACUUUCAAAGCUAGACUAGGCAGAACACCGAAGAGGAAACCUCAUACCAUCGUAGAACGUCUAAAAAUUUUACCUCUAUAGACGACAGAACCCUCGAGCCAUCAAUGGUGCUCACAGAACCCAUGUCCUGACACAGCCCCACCCCUCUCCUGUCCCAUCCCUUUCACCGCGGAGUGACCCCUGGCCUCAUCAACCCCCCCACACCCUCCCCCACCCCCACGACGUACCACCACGUCAAUCAUCCUCAACUAGCUCCGCCCACCACCUCCCUUCCUCAAGCUCCUCCCAGCUCACAAGAUGGCGCUACAACUGCUGGAGCUAGCCCGCCACACCACUCACGCCCUGGCCCACCACAUCAAGACGUGCGUCCGGCUGGGCGUGACGUCAUCACACACCAGCAAGGCGUGCCCGGCCGUGGGCUCAGCCAGAGGCCCCAGCAACACCUCGUCCUUUGUGGAAGGCCCUGCCGCACAGAACAGGAACUUCUCCACUACUGUCGGGAGGAACGACGCGGACAGGGGGAGCAGAAAGGAUCAAAAGCCGAGGGAGAAACGCAACAGUAAUGAUACAAAUAUAAUGCCAUCGGCGUCUAAAGCAUCGCUUCUUGCGAGACAACUGAAAAAGCCCAAAGGAAAGAAAUGGUUCCUCAAGGACAAAGUGGAAAACCAAAUGGAAGGCCAACACAGUAGCAGUUCGCGUCUCAAGACAGGUGUCAACGAGAACAAAGCCAGAGUGAUUACACCACGCCCGCCUAAAGAAUUCAGUAAACGGGCUGAUCUGGCAGGUCUGAAGGCCAAACUAGGAGAGCUGGACAGCGCCGACAUGAACGUUGGGCUCAACGCCAUCCGCUCGCGUGGCGUGGAACACCGGAACAUUCUAGGAUUUGAUGCCAAAAACAAGAUCUCGGAUAUUCAAAGUACCGCCACUGGAGCUCUGCACUCGCUCAUGAGAAGCCAGCAGUUUGCAAUGUCAUCAAACAGUAAUCCGAGCGAGCAAAUACCAAGGUUCUUCAAAACCAACCAGUUGCAAAAGAAAAAUGUCAGUAGCAGAGAAAAUAACAAUAUUAGUCAAUCGAGUUCGCAAAAUGCGCUUAAUCCUUCACAUGUAACCAACGUGGCCAAAGAAUUGGGAAAAGCUUUGAAGCGCUCUAAAACAGAAAACUCUUACAAAACGUUUCAAAAUUCCAGACGUCCCACACAAGAACAAAGCAUUCAUGAAGAUUCAAUAGUUUUCCGCAAAAAUAGGAAACCAGGAAACGAAGAAACAAAUCGGACCAAUGAUGACAUGAUUAGUAAGCUGUUUCCAAGACCAGCCACUAGCGGAAAACCUUUUGGGCCGAGUCGAGAAACGAAUGAAAUGAUGGAGAUACGUCCUUCUCACGUUGAAGAUCUGCCUGUGACACAGGCCAGCCACCCUUACGCGCCCUGGGGUUGGGACAAGAUGCCAACCAUGAACUACACAUCUGAACUAAACAAAGUCAAAGAAGUGAGAUCUACCAACACUGCACAGAAAAGCGCUGCUGGGCUUCAUAAAAUACACGGCACAAAUCCCAAGAACUUUAUUCUGACCACCGAUAAAACAAAAGAGCAGCAGCAGGAGGCAGCUGAUAGGGUCUUCCAGGACGGCAACCCAGUCCGCUCAUCAAAGGACAAGCCAGGAAAGAGUAAACUCGAUGAUCACAGAAGUAGCUUCGUGUUCAUAGACGACGGCAUUUUCGGCAGCGCGGCGCCCCGGUCCCACGUCGUUGAUCAGACACACAGCAAGCCUUCGGCCAAGAGGAGCUGGAGGACACAGCACAGUGACUACUGGACCGACGUAGUGGAGGAAAGACUGGCUCAGCUCCGACUGUCAGCUCUCAGGAAAAAAAGCCCGCGUGACUCGAGAAUAUUUGUUGGGAAGGAUGCCGUACCAAAAUACGAUGGCUUGAUUUUUACGAAGUCUGGUGGUAAAGCGAAAGGUUCUUCAAAAGUAAAAUCGGAUAAGACGAAAGAGCAUGCCAUUCGGCGUGGUAUUCUCCUACACAACCAAGGGAACAAUAAGAGAUAUGCUGAUAAACCAACACAAGUAACUGAACUAAAACCAGAAAUAAAGACGCCAGCCCCAACUACUCGUGGCCCACAGUCCACCUACGCGCCUUUGAAUAAACCUCCGAGAGACAAAGAGCCCCAGCUCCGCGUCUCCCAAGAAGAACUGAGCACUCCUCGCAGAAAGUCUACACAGUCAAAGGGACAGUCGAGCACCAGCCACAUCCCUGCGUCUAGUCUAUGCGAGCCACAAGGAGGAAACGCCAAAACGUCCAAAGAAGUAGAAGCACACGGUUCUGCCGCCGUCCCUAAAGACUGCAGUAAAGUUCCUGACGUCUCUGACACCGAUCAGUGGUCAAAGUUCCUCCUUAAGAAAAUGAAGGCGGUCAAAAAAUCGGAAUCAAAAUCAGGCCGUUCCACCAAAGAUGCGCUAAGCAGUUCUGGUAAAAGUAUUAAGGGAGUAAAAUCUGACGGGCAACUACGUGCUGAACGGAAUACAGAUUCCCGAUUAAACAGAGCUGCUAGGAAGGGUUCAAAGGUGAAAGCUGUGUCGGGAGAGGAAGAAGCGGCUGUACAGCUGGAGAACGGAUUGAAGCCAGAACAAAAGUUGACGGGUUUGCCCGUAGCUCUCGGCACAGCCAAACGUCAGGGAUCACCAGUCGACUCCUCUUCUAGCACUAACGCUAAUGUUCGGAAGUCAGACAAAUCCAAAGAGAAUGCAAAGUCAAGCGCUUUAAUGACUGAAAUAAAAGACAAAUGGUCGAAGACUUUUAUUGAAAACUUUUCUGAACUGCAGCAGGAAAGAAUGGAGCAGGCAAAGAAACAAAAACAAGAAACAGAAAAGAGCAGACGCCAAACGAAGUCGGACACACAGAUGUCCUCACAUCACCUCGCUGCCUCGUCAAAAAGUCCAAAAACUACUAACCCGAAUGUUAAAACCGCAUUGAGUCCGAGUCAACUGUAUCUCGGCGUCCCUUCAAACAACAAGCCGAUGUCUCCCCAAAAUUGCGAUACAAAGAAGAAAAGAGAAUUGGGCGUCUCGGGGACAGACAAUAAAACAAAUAAAGAGUUCCCCCACUGUGAAGCUCCCAGCUACAUGGGCACCGGAAGUCUAGGGUACUGGGAGUGGCUCAACUGUCGGGACGACAUCAUAGCGGAGGAUCUGUGGGAAAUCAAAGAUGAAAAACCUUCAACUGCAGCUGUGAGUAAAGGAAAAACAGAUCUGUCGAAACCUUCGUCUGUUACGUCUCCCCCUACGUCUACGACCCGCCCACUUGAAAAAGAAGAUCACUCGAGAGUCGACACAGACGGCAAAAAUAAGCCUUUGUUCGGAUCACGUGAUCACAAUGUGCAUCAAGGAAGAAACGCCUCACCGGUUGAUUUUAAAGAAAAAUCUGCAAAGAUCAAAUUGGAUAUAGCGCCUAUGAUCCACAAAGACAUGCAGGAGACAUUCCUGAGGUCUGCAUUCAGGAAAGAUUCCUCACCAAAGCACGGCGACCAGCUGCGAGCAACGGGUGCGUCCAAAACUAAAGUGUCUCAGCCCCUAGACGCCAACGAUAGAGGCGACUUCCGGCCGAGGCUGGAGAAUGUCGACAAGAGAUUCCUGGAAGUGAACUCCAUCCUUCAGAAGCUACAGCUCGCCACGGACCCCGAGGGGGGUGGACCACCACCGUAUUGUCGGGAAGGGGAAACGCCAAAACAUCCUCUGUUGUCGCUCGACGGGCUCAUGGCGAUGUCUCUGGUACCUGAUAACGACGUCGCGAGUGCUCACAGCCCAAAAGCUCCGUCAGAGAAGAAGUGGAGUAGAGGACUUGAAUCAAAAGAAGGUAAACAUUUUUCACAUCAAGGAGGAGAGAGCACUAAGGCUUGGCCACUUCUGAAGGGGGACGCGGCGUCCGGAGGCAACAGUGUGCUGGCUGAUAUUCGGGGAAUUAUGCAAGGAGACAGCUUACGAGACCUCCUGGCAGAAGAACGCCGUGCCGCCAUGGUUCUGGCACGCCACGACCUCAUCUCUGCCUACAGGAAGAACAUUCGGAGACACAAGCAGGCGCUGGAGCGGUACCGAGGGAAACUCCGCAAGAUGGAGCAGGAGCAGGGGCCGAUGCGCAACGGAAAACUGUACCCCAGAAGAAAUUUGGAAUUUUAAACGUCGACUCAUCGCAAGUCACAAGCUUCCAAAGGAAAUGUACAAUACGCAUAUUGACAUUUUGGUCAUAUUUUAUGCCAUUCGACUUCUGAAUCCGAGACAAUUUAUUGCUCUCGACGAAUCUACCAUUUUUUUUUUACAUUGAUAAAGACAAUCAGAGAAGAGAGAAACCACAAGUCCUAAAGAGUUGCAACUCCCAAGAUAAUCUGCUCACCGGUUCAAACAGCAAGCUUGCGAAAAACUCGAUUUUAAGGCUGUAACACUUGUAAUGAGAGUCACUUCUUAGCCCGAAGGUGAAUUUUCUACUUGUCCUGACAAGACACUGCUGAAGAGAAAUUUUUAAAUGAUAUCCUUUUCGCAAAUUUCUUUGCUUUGAUGAUACACUUACAAAAAGAAAAAACCAAGACAAAAACAACAGACAACUAAACCCAUCUAGUGACGAGAUCUACCAUGAAUGUGGGGAUUAACUUGUCCUACUUACUGAAAGGAAGUUUCCCAAUUAAACCUAUUAUCUUAUUAAGCUCAUUAGAAAGCUAGAAUCCUAACAAGAUAUUAUACCUCUUGUUUACAUGUUCUCUUUAAGAAUUGAGAGAAGUAUCUUUCAUUAAAGAAAUAAAAAUAAAAACAUGCAAGUUCAGAUGAAAAACAAAACUAUUGGAACUCCAGUUACGAGAAUAUAUUUUUCAUCUAAUUGGGUUUUGAUCCCAAACAUGAACGUGUCAAAGACAACAUCAAGGUUUCUAUACAAGUUCAAUAGCCAGUAAAGGGAGAGUAUUGUGUCCCACGGUGAUUUUUGCUGCAAUACAAGUCUUAUUUGGGUAA
Molecule: messenger RNA, 5007 nt
Organism: Aplysia californica (California sea hare)
Lineage: Eukaryota; Metazoa; Mollusca; Gastropoda; Aplysiida; Aplysiidae
Exons: 6
Coding region: 313-4185 (1290 amino acids)
Source: RefSeq, a predicted model, not a curated record